Messenger RNA from Hydractinia symbiolongicarpus, 3339 nucleotides. RefSeq lists its product as uncharacterized. The coding region runs from base 1 to 3339 and encodes 1112 amino acids. Gene Ontology annotation, molecular function: catalytic activity. The record is from RefSeq and is a predicted model, not a curated record. The transcript is spliced from 5 exons. Lineage: Eukaryota; Metazoa; Cnidaria; Hydrozoa; Anthoathecata; Hydractiniidae.
AUGCGUUUACGGAUCGCUUUGUUUUGGAAGAGCUAUUUAUUUCGUAUCGUUGAAAACGCUAAUUUUAUUAAAAAAAUUCCAUUGUAUGAAAAUGUAAUCCCAGAGGAAUCAUCAAAACCACUUGGACAUAAUAAUGUAAAUGAUUUUAUUGCUAAAGGUUUGCAUAAACCUAUUAUUGAUUUUGAGUUACAAAAAUUAAAAGAGCCACUUGGUAAAUCAAAACAUGAAAAAGAAACACUUUUUGAUCAAUCACACGAAAUUGCCAGUAAUAAAGAUAUAUCGAACAGCGUUAAUGUCAAUAACAAAAGAGUAAUAUCUAUUGUUGGUGAUUCUAUAUUGAAGGAUCUUAAAGGUCACGACUUAACAACGUCUGAAAAUAAAGUUCUCGUAAAAUCGUUUUCUGGUGCAACAGUUUCAUGUAUGCAUCACUACAUCAAACCGACCAUGGCUUAUAAACCUGACGUACUUGUCUUGCACUGUGGAACAAAUAACUUUAAGAAAUCCAAGGAUCCAAAUAAGAUAGCUGACGAUAUAAUUGGUUUAGCAUUAGCGGCUGCUAGCAUGGAUGACCAAACGUCUGUCGUAGUUUCUUCGAUAGUACCCAGGGGAGAUAAGUAUAAAAAUAUGGUAUUCAAAGUAAACGAGAUUGUAUCAAAAAAGUGCGCGGAAAGAAAUAUUGGUUAUAUUCCUCAUUCCAACUUUGAUGAAUCACACCUAAAUCGCAGUAAACUGCAUCUUAAUAGAAAAGACCAUGUUGAUAUUCUAUGUGUUGCAGAAACUAAAUUAGACUCGUCAUUCCCAGAGGCUCAAUUUGCGGUCUCUUCAUUUAAACAACCUUAUAGGUUGGAUGUUACAGAUAAAAGUGGAGGUCUAAUGGUUUAUAUAAGGCAGGAUAUUCCUUCGCGCCAAUUAAAAUGUCCUGUUAUGUCUGAGGAUAUUCAAUGUAUUCCUUUUGAAUUGCGACUAAGGAACAGAACAUUUCUUGUUAUUUCUAUAUAUCGUAACCCAAAACAAUGUCUCAAUUAUUUUCUUGACGAGAUUAUUAACGUAGUGGAUUAUUUUUCAACAUCUUACGAAAGUUUUGUAAUUCUAGGAGAUUUUAACGAAGUCUUUACACACAAUGAUAUGUCUAAAUUUAUGGAACAUUUAAAUUUAUCUAGUUUAAUAAAAACACCUACGUGUUUUAAAUCGGAUGAUGGAAAAUGCAUUGAUCUCAUUCUCACAAAUAAAAAUAGAUGCUUUCAAAAGAGCGGCUCUUUUGAAACUGGAAUCAGUGAUCAUCAUCAUCUGAUUUUCACAUUUUUUAAAUCGUCUCUUAUAAAAUGUUCACCUAAAUAUAUAAGAUAUAGAACUUUCAGAAAUUUUCAUCGCACAAAUUUUGAGUAUGACCUUUCAUCUGAGUUAUUAGCUAUUGAUCAAUCUAAUUUUAAUGCUUUUCACAACGUCUUCACAGACGUUCUAAAUAGACAUGCACCGGCAAAAAUUCGAGUAGUAAGAGGUAAUCAAAAGCCUCACAUCACUAGAAAUAUAAGGAAGGCCAUCAUGAAACGCUCUUACUACAAAAAUAAAGCUAAUAAAUCAGGUGACUCUAAAUAUAUAAAGCUUUAUAAAAAAAAAAGAAACAUUAUUGUAAAUAUGAACAGAGCAGCAAAGAGAUCAUAUUUUCAUUCCCACGAGACCAAUUCCAAAGACUUUUGGAGCUCUUGUAAACCUUUUUUUUCGAACAAAUCUCGCGGUAGUGAAAAGAUUUCUUUGUUAGAUGAUGUUAAAAAUGAAUUCAUCUCUGAUGAAGGUGAAGUAGCGACAAUGUUUAAUAAAUAUUUCAUAGAUUUAAUAAGGAAACUUGAUUUAAAACCCUGGAAAUCCAAAGUGGUCUCUUCAGUAUCUCUAAAUGAACUUGAUUCUAUCCUUCUCCAUUAUGCUGAUCACCCUAGUGUUUUAAAGAUCCGUUCAAAAACGAAGAGAAACUUCUCCUUUUUACCUGUUAAUCCUGAGGAAGUUCAUAAAGUGAUACUGAGCCUAAAUGCAAAAAAGGCAGUCAGUGGCCCAAUUCCAACGAGAAUAAUUCAGAUAGUUGCAGACAAAAUUUGCUUGCCACUUACUAACUGCAUAAAUUCUUGCAUCACUAACGGUAUAUUUCCAUCAGUACUAAAACUAUCUGAAGUUAUUCCCGUUUUCAAAAAGGGUGACAACUCUCGGAAAGAAAAUUACCGACCAAUUAGUAUUUUAAAUAGUUUUUCUAAAAUUUUGGAACGGCUUCUAUUUAAUCAGAUUUCUAGCUAUUUUCAACCAAUAUUUUCAUCAUUAUUAUGUGGUUUUAGAAGUAAAUAUAGCACCCAAAAUGCUCUAUUUCGCCUAAUUGGUAAAUGGCAUCAGUGCUUAGAUAAGUCUGGGGUGGUGGGAACUGUCUUAAUGGACUUGUCCAAAGCAUUUGAUUCCAUAGAUCAUGGCCUUUUAAUCUCAAAAUUGGCUGCUUAUGGUUUUGAUAGAAAAAGUCUUUACCUUAUGAAAAGUUAUCUCUCUGGACGUUUUCAAAGAACCAAAAUCUGCAGUUCUUUUAGUGAGUGGCUCUCAAUUGUUUUCGGCGUUCCACAAGCUUGGUUUGAAAACAACCAAUUGGUUGCUAAUCCAGCAAAGUUUCAGAUGAUGUUUUUAGGUUGUCCACACAGUGAUACUUUAUCGCUAAGAAUAAACAAUAACUUCCUAGUCGCAUCGGAAUCUGUAAAAUUAUUAGGCAUUACUAUUGAUAGAUGUCUCACUUUUAAUGAGCACAUCUCUAAUCUAUGUAAAAAAGGAAAUAGCAAUGUCAGAUGUCUUUACAGAAUAAGACGAUUCAUUAGUUUUGAACAAUCAAAGUUAUUGCUUAAUUCUUAUAUUUUAUCAAUAUUUACCUAUUGUCCCAUUAUAUGGAUGUAUUGCAGUGCUGUGCAGUAUAAAUUAAUCAUUUCAACACACAAACGUGCAUUGAGAGCUGUAACAAAAGACUAUCAUUCCAGUUAUCAGGACUUGUUGGUAAAUUGUAAGUGUGUGCAAAUUCACGAACUGCAUUUACGUAUAAUCUGCGUAGAGAUUUAUAAAACAUUAACAGACGAAAAUCCGUCAUUUAUGCAGUCUUUUUACGCUAUAAGACGUAUCAGUUACAAUUUGCGCAGCAAAAAUAGUCUACUUUUACCAUCCACAAGUUCAACACGCUUUGGUACUAGAUCUUUUUUGUUUCGAAGUUGUUUGUUAUGGAACUCUUUGCCUGACAGAGUGAAGAGUUCUCUCUCCAUCAAGAGAUUUAAAAAGGAACUCAUCUCACUAAAUCUUUCAGAUCUCUGCACAUUUGGUGUAAAUUAG